Messenger RNA from Halichondria panicea, 2787 nucleotides. RefSeq names its product dolichyl-diphosphooligosaccharide--protein glycosyltransferase subunit STT3B-like. The transcript is spliced from 16 exons. Gene Ontology annotation, molecular function: dolichyl-diphosphooligosaccharide-protein glycotransferase activity. Gene Ontology annotation, cellular component: membrane. The coding region runs from base 72 to 2633 and encodes 853 amino acids. Gene Ontology annotation, biological process: post-translational protein modification. NCBI's taxonomy places the organism in Eukaryota, Metazoa, Porifera, Demospongiae, Suberitida, Halichondriidae. The record is from RefSeq and is a predicted model, not a curated record.
CGCUUUUCCACGUGUGGAAAGCAAGCCUCAACUGCAACAACUUCACAUGGACUUUGAUCUCCUACAUAAAAAUGGAAGAUAUAGCAGAACCAGUGCCAGUAGCCGUUUCGGAAGCCCUUGUGGAGCAGCAAGCUCCUAAAGCAGUAACCAAGCCUCUAAAGAAAGGUGGCCAACUGCUGGAGGAGUCUAAACAGAGGAGUAUAGAUGUAGUCACUGGUACUCAGUCGUUGCUGACUGUGGUGAUCCUGGUAUUGGCCUGCAUAGUGGCAUUCUCCAGUCGGUUGUUUGCAGUCAUUCGAUUUGAGUCCAUUAUCCACGAGUUUGAUCCAUGGUUCAACUAUCGAGCAACUCACUACAUGGCCAUGAACGGGUACUACAACUUCCUCAACUGGUUUGAUGACAGAUCUUGGUAUCCCCUCGGCAGGAUCGUGGGUGGGACGGUGUACCCCGGGCUCAUGGUUACCUCCGGCUUCAUCCACUCGGUUAUGAACGGUCUCAACAUCUCAGUGCACAUCAGAGAUGUGUGUGUGUUCCUGGCACCUGUCUUUAGUGGACUGACGGCAGUGGCUGCCUUCCUCCUCACUCGUGAGGUGUGGAACUCCAGAGCUGGUUUAUUGGCUGCUUGUUGCAUGGCUAUUGUACCUGGCUAUAUUUCUCGCUCCGUGGCUGGUUCUUAUGACAACGAGGGCAUCGCCAUAUUCGCUCUACUCUUCACAUAUUUUUUGUGGCUCAAGUCUGUCAAAACUGGCUCAGUCAUGUGGGCAACAGCUGCUGCUCUGUCGUACUUCUACAUGGUGUCUGCAUGGGGAGGCUAUGUGUUCAUCAUCUGUCUGGUUCCCCUGCAUGUGUUUGUCUUGCUGCUCAUGGGACGCUUCUCAUACAGGAUCUACGUUGCCUACACCACGUUUUACCUCCUGGGACUGAUUAUGUCCAUGCAAGUCCCGUUUGUUGGGUUUCAACCAAUCAGAACGAGUGAGCACAUGCCGGCAGCUGGUGUGUUCGCCCUCCUCAAUGCCUAUGGUUUUCUGGUGUACCUGAACUCAAAGUUGACAGGGAAACAAUUUCGGAGGUUGUUUUUUGGUGCCGUGACAACCAGUGCUGGGCUGGUGUUUGUGGGUGUGGUGGCUCUGACAUACUUUGGCUAUGUUGCUCCGUGGAGUGGGAGGUUCUACUCGCUGUGGGACACUGGGUACGCCAAGAUCCACAUCCCGAUCAUUGCAAGUGUGUCUGAGCAUCAACCCACCACUUGGACCUCCUUCUUUUUUGACCUCCACAUACUGGUGUGCAUGUUCCCGGCCGGUAUCUGGAUCGUCAUGAAACACCUCACUGACGAGAGGGUCUUCCUGGUGCUGUACGCUGUGACAGCGGUGUACUUUGCUGGAGUGAUGGUUCGACUAAUGCUCACCCUCACACCUAUUGUCGUCAUUCUGGCGUCCAUUACCAUCUCACAUACUCUCGACAACUACAUGAAGCCUGUUUUCUCUCAGAACAAAGAUGAAAAUGGCAAGCGAUCGUCAGAGGAGGAGAAGAGUUCAAAAGAGAGUCUCGAAAGUGCUGCCGGGGAGGAGGGGCAAGGAAAGGCAGUAAAAGAACGAAAGAAGAAGGGGAAAUUGGACAAGACUGAGGGAAAAGUUAUUUAUGACAAAUCAAAACACUCCAAAUCCAAACAAAAGGACACCGCGUCUAAAGCCUCUAUUGACCCCGCCCACCAGACGAGUGAGUUUGCAAACUCUACGAACAUUGGCUCCAUAGUGAUCCUCCUCCUGAUGAUGUUCUUGGUGCUGUUUGCGGUCCACUGCACCUGGGUCACUAGCAACGCCUACUCCAGCCCCUCCGUUGUGUUGGCCUCCUCCAAUCCGGACGGGUCUCGUAACAUUCUUGAUGAUUUCCGUGAGGCUUACUUCUGGCUUCGACAGAACACUCCUGACGACGCCUCGGUCAUGUCUUGGUGGGAUUAUGGAUACCAGAUCGCAGGCAUGGCAAACAGGACUACACUGGUGGACAACAACACUUGGAACAAUAGCCACAUAGCCUUGGUCGGCAAAGCCAUGUCCUCCACUGAGGACAAGGCGUACCCGAUUAUGAGAAUGUUGGGAGUGGACUACGUGCUGGUGAUAUUCGGAGGGAUGAUUGGUUACUCUGGUGACGACAUCAACAAGUUCUUGUGGAUGGUGCGGAUAGCUGAGGGGGAACACCCUCAAGACAUUAAGGAGUCCAACUACUUCACGCCCCAGGGCGAGUUCCGAGUGGAUGCAGCUGGUUCACCCACCCUCCUCAACUGCCUUAUGUACAAACUGGCCUAUUUCAGAUUUGGAGACGUUCAAUCAGGGUUCAACUCUCCUAGUGGUUAUGACAGAACACGAAAUGUGGAGAUCGGAAACAAGAACAUUAAAUUACACCACUUAGAGGAGGCAUACACAAGUGAACAUUGGCUCGUUAGGAUCUACAGGGUUAAAGACUUGGAGAAUCGGGAUAAGCUGCAGAAACAACUAAGAGCAGUUAAAACUAAGCGACGAUUCUAUCCCAAAAAGACAUCCAGCAAGAAGCGAGGAACGAUCAGAAACAAGUCUCAGGUCGCAAAGGGAAAGAAGGCAAAGAAAUCAACAAGGAACAAGAAUUCAAGAAAAGUGUAGAACCUGUUGGCACUUUUAGUAACCUUUAUAGUGCACGUUUAGAUUUAUUAUACGUGUAUUUAAACACAAUAGUUAUGUUAUAAUUAUUAUAUAAAUAGGAGUGUCACAAUAAUUAUUAUGCUCAAAAUUAUUAAUAAAUUAUUUACAUGUAUAA